This is a messenger RNA of Hypoxylon fragiforme, 2235 nucleotides long. Its product is annotated as alpha/beta-hydrolase. Lineage: Eukaryota; Fungi; Ascomycota; Sordariomycetes; Xylariales; Hypoxylaceae. Bases 1 to 2235 code for a protein of 744 amino acids. The record is from RefSeq and is a predicted model, not a curated record. The transcript is spliced from 4 exons.
AUGUCUUCACAGUCAUCCACAACUCCUCUCCUCGGCGAGAAACUUAGAGAUGCAUCUAAGUCCGAUAUCCAGCUAUCGUCUGAACCCCCAAGCCGGGGGUGGAUGCGGUUGGGUGUAGUAAUAGUUCUAUCCAUUGUAUCCGGCAUUAUACUUAUCUUCGGUGAUUUGUAUCAUAGCAACCAUUACUUUCAUCAUCAACGUCCCGAGUCUAAGCCUAAGCAUCGGGAAUCUUCAGGGUAUCCCGAAGGAUGGACUGAGUGGUCUAGCAUCGAGCCGAGCCAGAAACUCAUCUGGCAGCCAUGUUUCGCAAUAUAUGGAAGCAACUUUCAAUGUGCUCGAUUGACCGUGCCUAUGGACUACCACCGCCCGUUGAAUGCAUCAGCGGACAAUCCAAAAGUUCACAUAGCCCUAGUCAUGAAACCUGGCAUUAGCCGUACAAAAGACCCGCUAUCUUACUCGGAAUCUCCUCUGCUCAUAAACCCCGGUGGUCCCGGUGGCAGCGGGGUCUUUCUUACUUUAAGUACUGGCGACUUACUCCAGACUAUCGUUGGCAAUGACCACGAUAUCAUCGGCUUCGAUCCACGGGGCGUCGGGGCUACUACCCCUAAAGCCGACUGCUUCACAGCUCCCGACGACCCUUUCGGGCUUGAAGGUCGCAAUAUUGCCUAUAUGAAUAGAAUGGGCUGGGCUUUAUCUGAGCACGAGAUAGGCAUGAUCAACUCCAGCGACGUUGCCUUGUCCAAACUGAACGCCCGAUCCAAGGCGCUUGCCAAGCUCUGUAAACGGGUAGACGAGACUGAGGGCGACAGGAGUAUAUUCCGGUACUCCAACACGCCGAACGUCGCACGCGACAUGCUCUCGAUCGUCCAGGCCUGGGACGAGUGGAGAUCCGCCCCCAGCGCCAAACCCGCCAAGUCCAAGCACGAACCAGAAACCGUAGAAGAAGGACUCCGUACCGGUGCUAAACUAGAAUCUACAGAUAGCACUAGAGGCAAGCUUGUUUACUGGGGCUUUUCGUACGGGUCGUUCCUAGGAGCUACAUUUGCGUCCAUGUUCCCGGACAAAGUUGGCCGAGUCAUUCUAGACGGUAUCGUCGACGCCGACCACUUUGUCAACCCCGUUUGGUCCGAUGCCCUCCGCGACACCGAUGCGAUAUGGGACAAGUUCUCUACUUACUGCGCAGAAGCAGGACCACGAUGUCAGCUCUACCAGCCUGGCGACAAGGCCGAGGACGUCAAAAGUCGCGUCAAUGACGCUAUGGAGUUGUUAGAGAAGGAGCCUGCUAUCGUGCUGCCAUUAAAUGCGAAUGUGCCCAUCUUGAUCACAGCCAGCGACUUGAGAAAGUCCAUAUUCAUGUCUCUAUACGCGCCGAUUGGUAGUUUCCCCAGCCUUGCUGUACUCCUGAAAGCACUCAUCGACGGCCAGUUGGACUCGCUCAUAGCGGUCCCAUCACCGACAUUACCCUGCCACAAACUCACUCUCCCGUACUGGCCCGACGAUUCCAUGAAGGUAAUCGCAUGUAGUGACAAGCGAUACAAGCUUAACGAUAACCUCACAUCGCUCCAAGAGCAUUUCGAAGCGAUGGCCUCCUAUUCCUCCUUUGCCGAUUUCUGGAUGGGCGCCGGCAUCAACCUCGGCUGCAACGGGUGGGAAAUCGAAGCCAAAGACCCGCCCAUGCGGUGGGACGACCACCCCGCGCACGCCCCAAAACCCAUCAACACCAGCUUCCCCCUGCUCUUCCUCUCCAACCACCUCGACCCCGUCACCCCGCUCCACUCCGCCCACAAGAUGACGCGCAAGUUCUCGCGCGCGAGCAUCGUCGAGCAGAAGGCCGAGGGCCACUGCACCGUGUCCUGCGUCUCGCUGUGCACGAUAGCCCACAUCCGCGCGUACCUGGACGCCGGCGUCCUGCCGCCGGUCCCGCGGUACGGUUCCGACGACGAGGGCGAGUGGGCGACCUGUGACUGCGACGAGAAGCCGUGGAAGUCGCUCAAUAACCUCGCGUCGUCGCAGAACUCGCGCAAAGACUUCUUCGGCGCGGGGAUGGACGAGGACAUGUUGAGCGGGAAGACGGUCGAGGAGAUAGGGGUUAUGAUGGCUUACCGCGGCCUAAGGGAAUACUUCGCCGAGUUCAUGGCUUCGAUGCAGGAUUCUGAAUACCAUAAUCCGCUGCAGGCUUCGCGCCUGAGGAGCCCGAUAUACGCGAGUAGGGGCCAGGAUACGUGUAGCAAGUGA